Molecule: messenger RNA, 957 nt
Organism: Temnothorax curvispinosus
Lineage: Eukaryota; Metazoa; Arthropoda; Insecta; Hymenoptera; Formicidae
Exons: 3
Source: RefSeq, a predicted model, not a curated record
CAGAGGUCGAGUGGCUAUAGCACUUGUGGCAGUAUCCGCAGUAUAAUAGUUCCCCGCCGUUCUUUACGUGAGCUUCAGCCUCACGCAGAUACCAGAGCUAAGUUGGUAGCGACCUGAAGAAGUUUCGUUCUCGAGUACUACCGUAUCACGAAGCAGGCAGUCCUGGAUAUACGCCAAGUACACACGAAUCCUCCAUUUGUCUAUUUGAUAACGCCAGCAUAAACACGAGACUGUGUAUAGGCAGAAGUCAUGGAAUCAGAAGCGAGAAAUCAAAUUAAUAACGAUUAUAACGAGUUCUUCUACGCGACCAUGUGUCACGUUUGCAAACGGUUUGGCGACGGCGUCCAAUUGAAGAGAUGCGGUGGCUGCAAGAUGAUCUCGUAUUGCAGUAAGGAACAUCAGAAGCAGCACAGGAAGCAGCACAAACCUUUGUGCAAAGCCAUACGGAACGUGCUGCGAAACUACAGUAUGGAUUAUGGCGAUGAAACUGCAGAGGAAUGGGGCGACAAGAAGCUGACCUUCGAGCAGCUAGUGUCGUCCAAGCUAGGACGUCGCCUGAAUAUGACUGAGAUGGAUAUGUUCUUUUUUCCAAAAGAGUGCCUGGUUUGCUACGACCAGAACAUCAAGUCGUUGGAAGAUUGUCAGAAGUGUGCUGCCAGCGUUUGUAAAAAUCACAAAGAUUGCAUCCUGGAGCACAGGAACAUCUGCGCUACCCUGGAACUAUGUCUUCAUUCAGAUUUAUUUUCUAUGCGAGAGGAAGACAGUUAUACGGACUUGGAUGUUUACUUGCAACACAUUUCCUGCACGAGUACAUUUCAGAACAUGAAAGACUUUAUAAAGGCUUGUAUGAAUAUCCAGACUGACUCGGAGAUGUCGUGCAAUGUCGGGGCAGUUUUAGACUCAGAAUGUCUGACACAUUCCUUAACGUUGUUUUUUGCUAUGCGAUUAUUAAAGUAU